Molecule: messenger RNA, 2093 nt
Organism: Schistosoma haematobium
Lineage: Eukaryota; Metazoa; Platyhelminthes; Trematoda; Strigeidida; Schistosomatidae
Exons: 1
Coding region: 700-1392 (230 amino acids)
Source: RefSeq, a predicted model, not a curated record
AUUAGCGAAUCAGAAAAGAGUUAGUAUAAAGUAAAAAUAUAUUAUAAAAAAGUAAUGAAUUACAAUGGAUAUUCUUCUUUUACAUGAUUUAAGAACUUGUUCGAGCAGAUUUUUUUCUCCAACAUAUAGUACAACGACAUACAAUGUCAUCGCGGCAGUCUGCACAUCGUGCUGCGGUCAUUUAAUUGCCGCAGUCACAGACACAGGAACUUCUUAACAGUGCCAUCUGCUGUAGUCUCUCAACGAUCACCUAUUCUCUAAAAUCUGCUGUAAAACGAUCUUUUCUCCAGGGCACAACAUGGUUUUCGGAAAGGCCUAUCUUGCUUGACAAAUCUUCUCAUUGCACGAGAAGAGUGGGCUGCGGCAAAGGAUCGGAAUGCUCCUGUGGAUGUAAUUUUCAUAGAUCUAAGUAAAGCCUUUGAUAAGGUUUCACACUCUGGUCUUAAAUUCAAACUGAAACGUUUUGGAAUCCAUAACACAGUCGUCGAUUGGAUAAGUAACUUUCUCCAUGACAGGAGACAAAGGGUAAGGGUUAAUGGGGCUCUCUCCUCGUGGGUACCUGUAAAAUGUGGGGUUCCCCAAGGCACAAUCCUAGGUCCUCUUCUCUUUUUACUUUAUGUAAAUGAAUUGCCAACUGUAGCAAAAUCAUCCGUUCUACUCUUCGCUGAUGACAUAAAGAUUUGGAGACCCAUACAUAGUAUGUCGAAUAGAAUAGUAUUACAGGACGAUCUUAGCUCAUUGGUGGCAUGGUUAGACAGGUGGUCACUAGAAGUAAAUCCUAAUAAGAGUGUAGUGAUGCAGUUAAAUAACUCUGAUGAAUCGUAUGACUAUACACUACGUGGAUUCGUGCUACACAAAGCAAGAAACUAUAAAGACUUAGGAGUUAUAUUAAGCAAUGAUCUCAAAACGACUAGUCACUGUAAGGCUGCUGCUGCAAAAGGCUAUAGGGUAUUAUGGUCAAUUCGUAGGUCUUUUCAGUAUUUAGAUGAUGAAAUGUUUGGAUUACUAUACCCGAUUUAUGUGCAACCACAUUUAGAAUACGGGAUUCAAGUAGCGAGUCGUCGAGACUCGCAUCGACGACCAUUCGAAUCAGCAUACGAAGGACCCUUCAAAGUUCUUCAACGUGAAUCUAAGUACUAUAUAGUCGAUAAGAACGAAACAAACGAUAGCAUCAGCAUCGUUCGCUUAAAAGCAGCGUAUUUAGAAGGAAAUCCUAUCUACGUGGAUUUUCCUUCGGUGCAAUCGCACAACACGACUCCUACACUCAUAAUUCCUCAACCGACAACCAACACUAGCGAUGAUACACCGAAUGUGUCUGAUAAUAAACCUAAAACGACGCGUUCUGGAAGAAGAGUAAGAUUUCCAGAACAUUUAAACGACUACUGCACGUAAGGCACUACUCGACAUUUUAUAUUAUCUCGAUUUUUCCUUUUACGAUAUAUAAUAUUUCAAAAAAAAAACAAUUUUAGUAUGCCUAUAUAUUUAUAUUUUUAUUGAAAACAAAAAACAAAAAAAUUAUUUUUUUAACGCUAUUACGUGUGUUUGAAUUUAUUUUCCAUUUUUUCGCCGACAUUGUGUUUUCACGCACAUACGAGUGUAUUUUGACAUGCACUUACACUUUCUUUUUUCCUUUCUAGGACGGCUGGAAAAGAACGAUGCAGUUUACGAGGAGUCGAAAUUUUCGUUGUAACUCUUUCUUUUUUUACUAUGUUGUACCUCGGUCCCAUAUAGUAAGGAAAGACGACCAGACGCUGCUACACUUAGUAAGCUAUCAGAAGAGUGUUUACCAACGACAAACUCGUUGAGUGUAAACUUCUGGCUGGCCACGUCUUAGGGUCGUCACUGCCCCACUAGGGGGAGAGUGAUCUGUAGCGGUAAAUAAAUCCUCAAAACAAAUAUUUCUAAGUUCUCGACAUUGGAUGCUGACCAUAUAUUUUAGUGGACUCAUCUAGCUGAAGGCGCUCGGUCAUGCAUCCGCACCAGAUCACGUGUGGUAACGCCGUGCUCAACAUCAACCGCAAUCGCUAGCUAGAUUAGAUCAGAGAAUUCCGAUAUAUUGGUUAUCGCCAAAUACACUCUUCCGAUCUCCUCGA